CUAAAAACGAUACUGAGGCAUUCAACUUGCUCAUCCAGAAGGCAGUACGUUAUCCCGCCUCAAGUUUUCCCUGUUUUGCAGCUACUUACCACUUGGACCAUACGUGGACACUACAACUGGCAAGUCGUUUGGAGUUCCUGGUUCUAAUUGUAUUCCACUCCUUAUUCCAGUCAGAGCAAGCCACAUUUUACACUUCAGGUGCAGCGGGUCUAAUUCAGCAAACGCACCUGUUUAACCUUACAGGCUCUAAGCAACCGAAUUUCUUGAAAGCCUGUAUAAUCUGUCCUGUUUAUUGCAUUGCGCUCUCUAAUACGAAUCAGCUCCACCUUUUCAAUUUGGCCGCCAGUUUAUGUCUUGGGGUGCUGUUUCAGUUCCCUGCAGUAUUGGACUUUUGUGUUGGUGGAUCACUUUCUGAUUCACCCGAGUAUUGUACUGCGGAGUAUCCUGGUAUCAGUCCAUUCAAGCUCAUCGUACUUCGCCAGCCGUGCGAAAAUGACGAACCGCCCAAAGCAACCAUGAAUUUCAUGUGUAAUUUGAUUGAAGUCAUGGUCUUCCCCAGUGCUGUUGUUCUUCAUCGCGUCUAUGUCCACCAAACAUCUUGGCUUCUAACCGUCUCUGUGGGAUCGGACGGCGUAUAUUUUGCUGAGUUGAGCCCAAAUGCUGUGAACAAUAGUGAAUCGAAGUCGAAACUUACCCUGAAGAUGCUGCAAACCUUGGAUCCCAAACAAAGAAUCGCACGCCUCUUGAAGGAAGACCGAUUUGCUGAAGCCAGAGAGGUUAUGAAAGCUUUCAAUUUGGAUUCAACGGUCGGUCAAGCUAUUGCUCUUGCAGAACUUCGAUUCCGCGUGGCGACUGCGAUAGCGCAACGCAAGACAUGUGGUGACGUAGUGGCUGAUGAUGCAAACCAACUGCUUCUCUGCUUUGAUGAAGUUCAAAAAGAGCAAUUGGACGAGAAUCUGCUACUACAAUUGUCCGAGCUUGGACUCCCGACAGCAGAACUACAAAUGCGCCUCCUUUUGCUUCUGAAAGGGAAGCUGUGCUCAGUUCCACAGAAGACAGCUCCGCCAGAGACCUGUUUGACCAAAGUCUUCACAAAUUUGAAGAGAAUUAAAACAUUUCUUUUGCUCUACGGACCACAUCGAUACAGUGUUACCUUAUGGGAGCGGUUCUGCGCGUUGGACGCCUACGUCUUAUUCAUUCAGUUACUCAUGAAUCAAGAUGAAUUCGAUAACAGCUGCCGUAAUUCUGUGUUGAGAGACCCAGGAAAAGCCUUUCUAGUCUGGGAUCUGUACAAGGAAGAACUUUUACCUUUGCUGAAUUCGGAGAACCUGGAACGUCUGUGCAAUCUUCUGACUCAGCGACCUUUGUCAUACAAUUCUGGAGAAGCGCCCACCGAUCAUAAAUUCGUGCGGGACUUCGUUGCCGCAGAAACCGCCAUUCACCGAUGGCUCAGAAACGAGCUACUGUAUGCUGUAAUUUUACGGUGUUCAGAUGCUCUGCCUGUUCUGGUUCAGUUCGUCGUGAAACGCGUUUACCAGCUACAAGCAGUUUGCGUAAAUUCUUCAACGAGCAUCGGUUCACACAGCUUCUGUCCAUUCAUCUGGCCUACAGACGCUCUGGGGUGGACGGAAGGUUUUAUAAAAGCUGCAUCUUUCAAGUCAGAAGAUACUCUUCUUCGCACUCCUGGGGAUGAGGUCUGUUGGUUUCUAUCUGGUCUCGCAAGUCUAGAUCCUGAAGUCGACCCACUGUCGAGUUUACGGAAACUGGACAAACAGUUACGCACACUCAAAAUUCUGCAAACAGGAUACAAUCUUAAAUUAACACUGGAUUGCUGCGAUGAGGAAACUGAAAUCUCGAUUGGCUAUCGUAUUCUCGAUCUGGCUUUCAAAUCCGGCCUGCCGUCAUCCCACUAUGUCGACACAGUCACAUCUCGCUACCUUACAGAUCGCGCCAUUGACCACGAUGCAUUUUUCCUGGGCUAUACCUUGGAUCUGGUCGGACGCAUCAAGAAAAUCGCGCACUUGCCAGACACGACAGACAGCUUGAACGACAACAAUGAUCGUACCGAGUUUACACGGUUUCAACCAGCGGAUUGUUUGCAUUCCGAUGAUUUGAACACACUAAUCCAUCAGGCUUGCCUGGCUUCCGGUUGGAUUUCGACAUUCUUAUGUAAACUGGAAGCAGUUUCCAAAUUGGCCUCCGUGGUUCGCCUACCAUGGCCUCCGGAACUGUUGGACACGGUUGAUCGCCUGUUGUAUUGUGCCACCGAGAAUCUCCUGUUGCCGAAUGGCUCAGGAAAAAGAAUCAGAGUUACUGUUCUCCACGUUUUGUCCCGUUUAAAGCGUCUCGGUCGAAUUGCAAAAGUACAUUCUAUUCUGCAGCGGCAUAAAAUCAAUGGGUUGUAUUUAGGUGAUGCAUUUAACGACGAUUCUGUAGAAUUCGGAAAACGCGCAAUCUACCGCAUGUUGGUUAACUCUACCCAGCGCGAUUCCUUACCCGACCCUGAAGUGCUCGAAGAUGCCCGUGUCAUUGCCCGAGAACUUAUUGAAUCCCCGGAUUGGGAGCUGUGGUUCUCACGUAUCCGCAUGGAAAUCGCCUUUGAAAUGUCUAUCUCGAUGCUCACGGAGUCUGCACCUCCAACAUCAAGUCGAGAAUGUUGUCUCUCAUUCAUAUUUGCGCAACUGGAUUCCAUCGUUGCUGAUUUUGACGGUUGUUCCGAACCUCUUCACCUGCGUGCUUAUUUUAUUCGCAUCUGUUUGAGGUCGGUCGAUAUCGCCCUGCAAGCGCGCAACUGCAUGCUCCCAGAACAGUGUUCGUUGCUGGAGGACCUGGGAAUUUCAUUGUCCAUUUCCUUGAAUGCGAUUUGUCCCGCGGAUACCCUGCACUUAAAGUCUGCUAAACUUUACCGCUGGUUGCACAAUGAGCAAACUUCGUCCAUGCUUACACAUUUACAUCAACUCAAUGUCUCCCGGUCUCUCAACGGACUGACGAAUGCCUGCUUACGCGAACGCUGUGUCCUUGCACGACAAUUGACCAGUUGGUUUGCAGAGGCCCACGGAGAGCUAUGGGAUUUGUCCCGUGCUCCUUUGUCUCUAGUAGAACUCUAUGACCUCGUGUUUUCGGACCUACCGCUUGUUCUGCGAGGUGAAUUACUGGCUUGGAAUUGGUAUUCAUCUAUUCUUGCACACCUGAAAUCUAACCCAAAUCAAAUGUCGCUAGGAGCUGGUGACAAACUGAGACGCCUCCGAUCUAUCCUAAGUACAUUACGUGAGACUGUUUCGCAAUAUAAUCGUUCGCACUCAGUUGCUGAGAGUGUCUCCGCAAAGUUGAGGAAACUAACGUUAGUCAAUUCAUUCGACGUUCCGGAUACAUGUCACUUCUGCAGUUGCCUCUGGAAUUCUCCGAUGUCUCGAACAGGAGCACUUCUUCAGCUUUACAAGGAUACCCUGAUCCCUUCAAUACUACAAUCUAUGCCAGAGAAACACAUUGGGUCAUUUCAAUCUUGGAUUUUUCAGUUGCAAGGCUGCAUCGAGGAAAUGGCAUUGCUCUGGUGGUGGGCAGGUGCUGGUAAUCAGUCUCAACCGAGAAGAAAAUUCCCAACGCAUACGGGCUUUGGUUGUGCUCUCGACUUACAAGCCGGUACUAUUCAGUUCGAAGGGAUCAGGCAAAUCUUAAUGGCAUAUCUUGCGUUUGUGAACGGACUUACGGAUGCCCUCCAAGGAGAACAAAUGACACCGUCGCCUGGUUCAGACCCACUGGCUUAUCGGUCUGUUGUGCCAAUGUUCCGAGAGUCUGUAAAAGAUACCUCCACUUCAGCAUUUUUGGAAAGCCUUCAGCUCUCAUUGCAAUGGCUGGUAGAUUUAUUCGGAUGGCUGACCUCUUCGUCAAUCAGUACCGGCGAACACAACUACUCAGCCACUGAGGUGAAAUCACCACUGGACCCUUUUGAGCCUCUAUUUAUCGGUGCGGGCGAAGUGGCAUCAAAGUGGGCUGAUACCUUCAAUCUUCCUCUUACCGCAUCUUUACCUUUAUCCGUUGGACUACAUCGCUUGGUUACACGGCAGUUCGAGCCGAAUCUGUGGAGUGGCAAUCAGCCAUCCAUAAUUGCCACAGACUCAAUGGCCAUCGCUAGUAUUGUAUAUGCGUUCGCAAUCGUAUCACCUCGACGUGCAUCCGCCCUACUCGAACUCAGUAGCUCAAUGGCUAAGUCGUGGCACUGGCAUGCAGCUCUGAAAACCUACGGGCUUGACCUCUCGCAUGCUGGACAUCGUGCAGAAGCCUCACCCUUCCAGAUCGUUUUCGACAAACUCUGUCGCAUGGUACCGGUUCCUUCACCAGACAAAACGACUAGCCGUAAGCAGAUGUCGGUCCUUCUUCCCGCGGGUCGUCGAGCGGAUUUCCUCUCAGUUACUUCCAUGCGCUCAUUAAAACUGCGGCCGUUACCGCCACUUAGUCUGCUGGCUCAGUUUGCCCACGACUAUGAUCUGUGCUUAAGACGAGGCUUGCUGAACCAUCUAAAGUCUCUGUUUGUGCCAAAGGCUGAGCUGUUUUGUCAACAGUCGUCCACCGAUACUCUUUUUUCGGGAAAUACGGACAGCGAAAUUGACACAAAAGCCUAUCGUUCCCGUGAAUCGAUGUUACUGUCGCGUGCCCGACUCGUUGUGAAGCAUUUGCUAUUCUUGUGCAAAGACACAUGUUUGGACGAAUUGAAAACAACCCUUCUUCGAUUCUUCACAGAAACUUCGUCGUACGAUUACGAGCGUCUUCGUUUCCUUACGUCUUGGAUUUCCGAGUGCGAUCCUUGUUCUUUGGAGCCACAGCAAUUCACAUUCUCAAAUCUGGCUGACCGGCACCCAAUGUGUCACGUGCGAAUGCCUUAUCACUUGGUUGCAACACAUCCACCCCCACUGGAUGUAAUAAGUUCCGAAGUGAACGCAAAUACGGUGGAUUUCUGGCUUCGAGUGGAUAAAUUGAUGCAGUGGAACUCAUCCGACGAUCUCCGCUUGAUGGCUGCCAACAGUCUUGUCUCGCAGUACGAAAAAGCCGAUUUAUUGCCGUUGGCCGGUUCGACGCGUUCCACUUUACUAAAAAUACCCGCCGCUGCCAGCUGGGAUCGAAGUCUGCCCUGUCAGGCACUUAUGGCUCCAUUCUUUUCCACACUUCGCAACCUUUUGAGAACAGUCACCGAUCAACAAAAGGUCUUAGCGUUUCUUGGAGGUUUGUCGCGUCGUGUGAUUUACGGUCCUCAAGGCCUCCGUGUACUUGAAAUCGCUUGUGAGUUUGCAGAGCAGUGGCUCAACAAGGCUGAUGAGGAAGCACGCCUGGAAUACAAAAAUGAACUGUCCCAGCAGCAGUGGAUUAACCGAAGUAACCUAUCACAAGAACUAGAGGAAUCUGCUAUACAUAUGGCAGCGGACGAACGCAUCCAGUGGUCUCGCGAUGCGUUGGAACGUGCGAAUGCUCGAUAUAGACAGUUGGCUAUGGAAGCUUGCCUUCAUCAGAACCAUCUGGCACACUGGAAUGAAGUCACCCAACAACUUCAGGAACCCGCCAAACUAAUUACCACCCUUCUGAUGAAAGUUGUGUCAGUCCUCACUGAAGAUUACAAGACAGACGCUUCGGUCAGUUCGCGCCUACCGGUUUCGGACUUAUCACUCCGCCAUCGCCUUCUUCGAGCCAUACCGCGACUCGCCGAAAUUGCGCGCAUCGACCUACUGGAGUUCAGCUGUAGAUUGUUGGUUGAUCGCCUCCGGUUGCCUGCGCAGAUGUUAACUACCGGUGUGGCUCUUGGUCCCAACGAUAGUGUAUCUAACCAAAGUCUCCUGUUGGACACAAGUAUUGGAUCACAGAGCAUCGCUCCCUGUGACAUUACGUUUAGUGCUACUUUCGUGGGUUACCAAACAAAACCUGUCAGUUGUUCGUCCCCUUCGUCGGAGCAACCAAUGGAAGAGGACUACUUGAUUGCGGAAAUUUUACUUCGUGUUCCUCACACGCGUCAAGAAUUUCUCCCCAGCCUACACUCCUUUGUCUUCACUGGAGACAUGAACGCCUAUGUAGUUCCACGUUGGUGUGCAGCACGUUGUAUCCUCCGGUCUCAGUUAGGGUUGGUCGUUUGGCCGCGUCUAUCUUUCAGCGAACUGCGUGCUGUUUUGAGUCGUCUGGCUUUGUUGGCCAAAUGGCCUGUGUCAGCCCAUCAACGUCUGCUUAUUGAAGCGUCUGAUACCAAGACCUCCCAACAAGGUGGCACCUAUACUUCAAUUUCCGUCGAUCGCCUUGAGACAUGUGUCAAUCAGCUACUAACUGUAGAAGUUAACCGCCCCCUCGCAAUCGAAAUGGCGAGCAUAUUGACCGUAGACUUCAACUUGAUCAACACACGGAUUAUCAACCAGCUUCUUUUCUAUUUGAGAGAACAGCCGGCUGCCCAAAGUAUUCCCUACUGGAUCCGUUUGAUGGACUGCCUUCGGAGCUUUGCUGCUUGGUGGAAGUCGUUUGCUUGGCUAUGGGACUCCUCUUUCGAUACGCGGACCGUUUCUCACCUAAUUCAACAGUCCCUAGCACUUGGAUUGGGUCCUGAAUCACACAACUCGAGGCGAGUUGGUCUAGGAUUUAACCGAAGCCUAUUCACCCUUAUUGGCUGGCCAUUCCCAGAUGAAAACCUUGAAAGUGCACUUGUAUCUGCUGGAAGCCAACUUGUCAAUCGGCCAAUCACUUUCGGAAAUGAGGAACGACAUGCUUACAGACUCGGCAUACUCUGUCACCUUUUGGUGCUCAUGUCAACCGUAUGCUGCCGAGCAGAAAACGCUGACUCGCUCAGGUCUAUUUUCAAAUGGUUUUCCGAUUGUGGGAAUCACCGGGAUAUGGACCGGCUUCGUGACGCACUUGAAAGGACCGACCUUCACUUAACAGUUUCAUGUUUUAAAGAUAUUUGACAUUUACCGUUAGUUAUCAAUUCCGUUACUAUUCUUUUACAUCCAAUGUUUUUUCCUGAUUGCUGUAUUUGAUGGGCAAUCCAAUGACUGAACCGGAAAAGAUGCGUUCCUUUCCAGAUCGUUGUGAGAUAGCAACCCAUCCGCCUGUUUGUGUAGUAACGAACUACAGCGCAUUUAAAAAGCUCAUGCAUUUGUUUUGUUCACAAUCAGUUUGGUUUCUAUCUUUUUCCUAAGUAAACUUUCCG
This is a messenger RNA of Opisthorchis viverrini, 7174 nucleotides long. RefSeq lists its product as hypothetical. Gene Ontology annotation, molecular function: small GTPase binding. The annotation marks the transcript as partial. The transcript is spliced from 28 exons. The record is from RefSeq and is a predicted model, not a curated record. Gene Ontology annotation, biological process: mitotic sister chromatid segregation; protein localization to kinetochore involved in kinetochore assembly; mitotic spindle assembly checkpoint signaling. Gene Ontology annotation, cellular component: cytoplasm; kinetochore microtubule; RZZ complex. NCBI's taxonomy places the organism in Eukaryota, Metazoa, Platyhelminthes, Trematoda, Opisthorchiida, Opisthorchiidae.